Rotaria sp. Silwood2 is the source of this 531-nucleotide messenger RNA. The record is from the annotation of a GenBank genome assembly. NCBI's taxonomy places the organism in Eukaryota, Metazoa, Rotifera, Eurotatoria, Philodinida, Philodinidae.
AUGAUUGUAGUGGAAAAAAAUCUUUGCUAUAAUGAUGGUCAAUGCUUUCUAAACAAUGAAACCUGUUCAAUAACAUUUGUUGGUGUGUGCAAUGAUUGUUACUAUGGAGAACAAUGUCCAUUUUUAACAAAAGGUUUUAUUUUCUCACUUGAUCCGAUUCUUGGAUAUCAUAUUAAACCAAAUAUUUCAUUUCAUCAACAACCAUUUAUUAUUAAAUUCAGCAUUUUUAUCACUUCAAUUAUGUUAAUUUCAGAAUUCAUCAUGGGUUCAUUAUCUAUAGCAACAUUUCAAGUAAAAAAAUCAAGAGAAGUUGGUCGUGGUUAUUAUCUUUUAGUAUCAUCGAUUAGUUCAAUGUGUAUGAUUAUUAUGUUAACAAUUAAAUUUUGGCAACUUGUUCUGUCACAAAUGUCAAUCAUAACUAAUAGAUCAUUACUUUUGUUUAAUUGUAUUUCAAUUGAAAUAAUUCUUAAACCUUGUUUAGCAUCAAGUGAAUGGCUUAAUGCUUGUUCUAGCAAUAUAAAGACUGUUUAG